Phodopus roborovskii (desert hamster) is the source of this 1315-nucleotide messenger RNA. It is a transcript of the gene Pitx3, whose product is annotated as paired like homeodomain 3. Gene Ontology annotation, molecular function: RNA polymerase II cis-regulatory region sequence-specific DNA binding; DNA-binding transcription factor activity, RNA polymerase II-specific. Bases 73 to 981 code for a protein of 302 amino acids. The record is from RefSeq and is a predicted model, not a curated record. Gene Ontology annotation, biological process: anatomical structure morphogenesis; regulation of transcription by RNA polymerase II. NCBI's taxonomy places the organism in Eukaryota, Metazoa, Chordata, Mammalia, Rodentia, Cricetidae. Gene Ontology annotation, cellular component: nucleus. The transcript has 4 exons.
CAUCCCUAAUCUCGCUGUCCUUGACUGAAACCUGGAUUUCUCUGAAUUCCAAGUUUGGAGAGUCCUCCCUCCAUGGAGUUCGGCCUGCUCAGUGAGGCAGAGGCUCGGAGCCCUGCCCUGUCCCUGUCAGAUGCAGGCACUCCACACCCUCCUCUCCCUGAACAUGGCUGCAAGGGCCAGGAGCACAGUGACUCGGAAAAGGCCUCGGCCUCACUGCCGGGGGGCUCCCCCGAGGACGGCUCGCUGAAGAAGAAGCAGCGGCGACAGCGCACGCACUUCACCAGCCAGCAGCUGCAGGAGCUGGAGGCCACCUUCCAGAGGAAUCGCUACCCCGACAUGAGUACGCGCGAAGAGAUCGCCGUGUGGACCAACCUCACCGAGGCCCGCGUGCGGGUGUGGUUCAAGAACCGACGCGCCAAGUGGCGGAAGCGGGAGCGCAGCCAGCAGGCGGAGCUGUGCAAAGGUGGCUUCGCAGCCCCGCUCGGGGGCCUGGUGCCACCCUACGAGGAAGUGUACCCCGGCUACUCGUACGGCAACUGGCCGCCCAAGGCGCUCGCCCCGCCGCUCGCCGCCAAGACCUUCCCGUUCGCUUUCAACUCGGUCAACGUGGGGCCUCUGGCUUCGCAGCCUGUAUUCUCACCCCCCAGCUCCAUCGCCGCCUCCAUGGUGCCCUCGGCCGCCGCUGCUCCGGGCACCGUACCAGGUCCCGGAGCCUUGCAGGGCCUGGGCGGGGCACCCCCGGGCCUGGCUCCAGCCGCGGUGUCCUCCGGGGCAGUGUCCUGCCCUUACGCCUCGGCAGCCGCAGCCGCCGCUGCAGCCGCCUCCUCCCCCUAUGUAUACCGGGACCCGUGUAACUCGAGCCUGGCUAGCCUGCGGCUCAAAGCCAAACAGCACGCCUCUUUCAGCUACCCCGCCGUGCCCGGGCCGCCCCCGGCCGCCAACCUCAGCCCCUGCCAGUAUGCAGUGGAACGGCCAGUGUGAGCCGCAGGUCUGUGGAUCAUCCCCGAGGGCGGGGCAGUCAUUCACAGCCUUCCCGGACAGGGGUCGCCGAAACUGGCUUGCCCUCGUCCCGGGGUCUGAAAGGGGUGCUUGGGCACCCGGGGAGGGGCGGCAGGCUCCGAAGAGGGUCUCUUUCCUCACCACCCCGAGGGCUGGUCUGGCCCCUAAACGGAGACCGCGCCCCUGGGACUAAGGCCAGGAACAGGGACCAGCUAGCUCCCCCAGGGCCAAUUCACCCUUGGCCCAUCCCGCCUUCUCCAGACUUCCCCUAUCCCGUUUUCAAAGAUCAAUGAAAUAAACGUGCGCGGACUGUCAA